Messenger RNA from Racocetra persica, 1255 nucleotides. The record is from the annotation of a GenBank genome assembly. NCBI's taxonomy places the organism in Eukaryota, Fungi, Glomeromycota, Glomeromycetes, Diversisporales, Gigasporaceae.
AUGCAUCCUGAACACAACCAUCAGUUGAUUUCUGAAAAUGCUAGCUUUGCUACUAGCUAUCGGAAACUUACCACAGAUAUGAAGAAGCUUAUUGAAAGUUAUACAAUUUGUGACAUUGAUGUCUUAUCCCAGGUUUGGUUACUCCGUGGGUUAUUUUCUGAUGCUACAAUUGUGGACUAUGAUGUGAAAAAUUACGUGUAUAAGCAAACAAUUGAAGCUACAGGAGUUCAGCCCGGAGCUUUUAUGAUUGAUACAGAUCCAGGCCUUGAAAGUCACAUUGGGCGUAAUAUUGAAAAGCAGCUUGCAAAGCUUCUUGGUGAUUGUUAUGCAGACUUUAUCAAAAAUCAACUAAAUACCUACUUAGACAGCUUGAUCCACGUAAAACAACCUGGGCAAAAGCAUUUACAGACUGUAAAUGAAAGAACUCAACUUCAUGUCCUGUUUAAUCGAAUUGAAUCUCACGUUGCAGAAGAACAAUUUGCUGGUCGGUUUGCGGCUUGGCAUAAAAAGACAGCAUCAUAUAUGACACCAAGUGUUCCUGGACGACUUUUCCUCAAUAUAUAUAAUAUUCUUCAGAAGUAUGUGAUGCCUAAAAUUUUACAGUUACAUACUGAUCAAAUGAAUGAGGCAGUAAUGUAUCGUAGCAAAAGAGUUAGUUUUGAGGAUCUAUAUAAUUUAACAUUAGAGGCUGUUGAUAAUGGGCCGAUUGAAUUUGAGUAUGAUUUCUGUCAGAUAUGGUUUGACGAACUUCUUGAAGGGGUUGAUUAUUCCUUAGUUGCUAAAGUUUGGGAUGUUCAAUCAAUCGAAUAUAAUUCACAUGUUGGACAGAAUUCUGAAAAGGCCUAUUUUCAUAUUUCGCUUAUUUCAAGACGUUGGUACAAAGAUGAAUUUAUGGACACUGUGGUUGCUGAUGAGCCAUUUGUUAGAAACAAAUUAUUAGAAAAGAACAGUUCAACACCAUCCUUACCUUCUUUUCUGGAUGUUGCUGAUUCGUGGAAUACCAUGCUUAUUAAACCUCCUGUACAAACUGCAGUGAAAGUGAUUGGCCGCAAACAAUCAAUUAAAGGAAUAUUGCUUGGACUUGCCCAUAAAUAUGUAGAAGUAGUUAAUUAUGAUGAUUUAAAUAAUUUAAAGAUUUUAAUAGAAACAUUUAAGGAAUGGAUAUGCACCCAUGAGGAAGCACAAUGCGACAAACGAACUAUAGAACAGGAACUGAAUGAUGAUCAAAUUGCAGAAAAUAAUCAAGAUACAGAGA